AUGAAAGCCUUGAGCGGGAAGGGGGACAAUCCGGAAGAUCCGGAUCGCAUUGGAGACCGAGAUGUCCUUGCUUCCGCCCGUAGAAGAAAGCAGUUAGCUCGAGAAGCAGCGUUACAGCGGGAAGAAGAGAGACUGAGACGAGAAGCUGUUGCAGCUGGAGCCGGACCCUGUGGACCUGCACGCGAUCUCCAGCUAGCUCGUAGUACAUUGCCACAUGCCGACGACGAUGAUGACCACAACAACAAUCCUGAUAAUAUGGAUACUGACGAGGAGAUGGAGGAAGAUGAUGAGCCAGCAGAUGUAUAUCAGGAUCGUAGAGGUGGUCGUGCCUUACCCUUUCCGCAGCUGCCUGGUCCGGCGUACUUGGAGGGUCCGUGCGAGGGAGGACCACAAAAUUACGAAUUUAUGCGAUGGUUCAAAUCGCAUAUAGCGAUGUACAUUUGGGAAGGAUAUGAGCGCCGUGAAACUACACGGUACGAGUCGAGGACCAAAGCACUCGAGGACUACCGCGGCCCGCAGGAUAACACGAUGAUUGCGAGGCUGGAGGCAACAGGUCUUUACCACUUACGAGACUGUUUUCUGAAAAGGAUGAACAAGAACCUCAUGCUAGCUUUCGUGGAGAGGUGGCAGCCGGAGACGAACAGUUUCCACAUGUCAUGGGGCGAGAUGACGAUCACACUCCACGAUGUCGCUUUUAUCCUGGCGUUGCGGCUGGACGGACCGGCAGUGUCUGAAAUUCGUCCGGUAGAAGAGUGCUCACAGAGUCUUGCAUCUGUAUUGGGUGUCGGUCUGAUGGACACCAAUGAGAUGUUUCGAAACAAUGCUGGAUCUUUGAGUAUUUCCCCUGCUUUCGACCACCUAUUUCCCGUUCAUAUACCGAGUUUGAGCCUCGAUGCAGAAGGUGGGCCCAUGGUGGAGGGAAUAAAACCAUGCUGCAGGAAUACCGGAAAAAAACUCGACGCCAUGACCGAAAGAGAUGUGAGUAAUAAUUUUUCUAAUUAUGUCUAUAGUAGAGUUACAGAUUUUUCUAAUUAG
Messenger RNA from Erythranthe guttata (spotted monkey flower), 1035 nucleotides. The record is from RefSeq and is a predicted model, not a curated record. NCBI's taxonomy places the organism in Eukaryota, Viridiplantae, Streptophyta, Magnoliopsida, Lamiales, Phrymaceae.